This is a messenger RNA of Kwoniella botswanensis, 1305 nucleotides long. RefSeq lists its product as uncharacterized. The coding region runs from base 1 to 1305 and encodes 434 amino acids. Lineage: Eukaryota; Fungi; Basidiomycota; Tremellomycetes; Tremellales; Cryptococcaceae. Gene Ontology annotation, molecular function: glucuronosyltransferase activity; xylosyltransferase activity. The record is from RefSeq and is a predicted model, not a curated record. Gene Ontology annotation, biological process: protein O-linked glycosylation via mannose. The transcript has 5 exons.
AUGGGGCCGGUCCCAAAGUGGCUAUGGGUCUUGGUGAUACUCAAUAUCAUCCUUUGGUCCGCAGCGCGUCGGAAGUCUUCAAAAGACACAACGACCAUAGUUUGGUCGAAGUCGACCCAGAUCGAUCCGUUCAAACACACGUAUUCGUAUCAAGGCAACAAUCUAGUUAACACCACCGCUCUCUUCGAUCGACAGACUCUUGACCCUAUCAUCAAAUCACUACUGAGAACAUCAUUUGCACAUAAUAGCUAUGAAUCCAAAGUAAUACCGUUCUAUAGAAAAAAGACAGGCUCGUUCAAGUCUGAAGAUGUAACCUUGAUCACUUGGAUAACUUCAGAUCGUUUGGGACGACUGGUCAGAUUAGCGGAGAAAAGAAAGGCUCCGAUAUCCGUAUCGUAUUACAUUCCUCUCCGAGAUAAACUAGCUACGCGUGAUUUAGCUUUACUUGAUAAACUAUUCAAAACCCAUCCUGCCCUAUCCCAAAAUGUCGAUGUCCACCUAGUCACCUCUUCAGAGAUACUACAACCGAACACGUGGAGGACAGUUGCCCAUACAUUCUCACAGACCGACUGGGUGAUGUUAUGGGAUGCGGAUUUUGAGGCUUGUACGGAUUAUCAGGAUGGUUUAGAGGAAUUUAGGAGGAAUGUGAAAGAUAAGAGAUGGUUAGGAAGGUUAGAUCAUGGAAUGGCAGCUUUGAUCAUACCGUCCUACGAAUGGACGGAUCCAUCUUAUGCUCGUGGGAGGGAUCUAUGUCCGAAAGAUAAAAGAGAACUAUCCACUCUAUAUCAUGAUCUGACCCUUGACGCAUUCGAAACUCAUAACCCCAUACUAUCCCAUGCUACAGAAUAUAACCGAGCGGUAGAUGCUGGAUUUACAGAUUACUAUGAGGUGACAGAAUUUGAAUUUGGAUAUGAGGUGUAUGCGAUAUUCAGGAAAGACGCGAAUGUCUGGUACGACCAGCGUUUGGUGGGAUAUGGAUUCGAUAGAGGGGCAUUUACAGCUCAGAUGUAUCUGUCCGGAAUGGAUCUAUACGUCUUACCUGGUCAGUACGCCGUACACGAGGAACAUCCAUCAUACACCGAGAGUAUGACUCGGGAUUCCAGUGGGAUGACUGUCUCAUGGAUGACUUUCCAAUUAGAUCUUUGCCAUAGUAUCUUCCAGCGGUUGGCAACCAGAGGUGAAUUACAUGGACAGCUGGGCGAACGAUCAAUCUCACAUUGCGCAGAUCUGGACUUACCGGAAAUGAAGAACGAUCUGGACAGACUACUCAUGCAGUCUCGCAAUAUGGGAGCAAAGCGAAUGUGA